Molecule: messenger RNA, 1853 nt
Organism: Phytophthora infestans T30-4
Lineage: Eukaryota; Oomycota; Peronosporomycetes; Peronosporales; Peronosporaceae
Product: ATP-dependent DNA helicase 2 subunit, putative
Exons: 9
Coding region: 30-1853 (607 amino acids)
Biological process (GO): cellular response to gamma radiation; telomere maintenance; cellular response to X-ray
Cellular component (GO): Ku70:Ku80 complex; nucleus
Molecular function (GO): DNA helicase activity; double-stranded DNA binding; telomeric repeat DNA binding
Source: RefSeq, a predicted model, not a curated record
CUAUUCCCUCUACUUUUACGUACCAAAAAAUGGACGUGUGGGGCAGUCAGAACGCGGCGCCUGGCGACAAGUUGGGGGGAGAUGAGGAGGACUGGGAGCUCCCUGAGAGCGGGAAGGAUGCGCUGAUUGUGCUGCUAGAUGUUCGCGAGGCCAUGUUCUCCCCGUACCCGCACAUGACAGCAAAGGCUCCAUCGACGUGGUUUCACGCUAUCGUGGAGCUCGUGAUCAAGCUUCUCAAGUCAAAAGUGGUCGCCAGUGAUAAUUCUCUGCUGAGCGUCGUCUUCUUUGGAGCAAACAAGCGCGGCGAAGCAGGCACACUAGAGCAAGUCUACGAAUUUCAACCACUAGGAUUUCCGUCUGCGCAGCGCAUCAAGGACCUUCAAGCACUUUUGGAGACAGACGUCCAAGCGGAAUUUCAGUCCAUGCAAAACUCGGAGAAAUUGUCAUUUAGCAACGCCUUGUGGCAAUGUGGAAUUUCCUUCUCAGAUGCAAACUUGAAAAAGAAGGACUCGCAGCGUAUCUGGGUAUUUACUAAUGAUGACAGCCCGGAGGGUCCAGAUGCAGAAGAGGUUGGGCGGAUUAAAAAGCAAGUUCAGAACCACACCGAAUUGAAGCGCACACUGAACCUGUUCUACAUUACUCCACCUGGAAAAGAAAGCUUUGAUCUGUCAAAGUUCUACGGAUGCAGUUUCCAGGACUUUUCGGCCGAAGAGAAUGAGGAGAUAGUCGGGAACGAAGCUUUUUUUCAACCGGCGUUUCCUGUCGGUUCGCUCGAUGAUCUAAUGGACGGGUCGCUACGCAAGCGAUUUCGCAAGCGUCGGCUUACAACAUUCCCUCUCCAUAUCACGAAAGGAGUGUCAAUUGGUGUGGAAUUAUACGCGCUGGUAGUCGUCCAGCGCAAGAACACCCCGGUGGCCCUCGACGCGAGCACGAAUACUCCGCUCAAAACCGAGACAAAGUGGCUUUGCGAAGACACAGGAGCCUACCUUACUCCGGAUCAGAUCAAAAAGUAUAUUGACUACGGCGGCAAGCGUGUUUAUUUCACUCGAGAUGACGUGGUGGAGAUUAAGCACUACGACGCCCCAGGGCUUCAGAUCAUUUGCUUCAAGCCGUUGAGCUCUCUUAAGUGGAACGAAAACAUUCGUUCACCAUAUUUUGUGUACCCCAGUGAUGGCUACAUCGAAGGAAGCUCUACAGCCUUUAUGGCAAUUCUAAGUUCCAUGGUUCGGAAGCAAAAGUUUGCCUUGGCUAGACUGAUUGCCCGUAAAACAAGUGAACCGCGUCUGGUGGCGUUGGUUCCCCAGGAGGAAGAAAAUGAUGAGAUGGGUCAGGUGCAGCCAUCCGGGUUAAACGUCAUCUUCUUGCCGUAUCUGGAUGAUAUUCGUGACAUUUCUGCUGAGCCUGAGAAAAUUGAUGCGGCAAAGCAAUUAAUCUCGAAGCUGAAGCUGACGGAAGCGCCGAGCUUCGAGAAUCCGGACCUUCAAAAGCACUUUGCUGCGAUUCAAGCACUUGCCCUGGACGAAGAAACACUGGAAUUCGAUGAAACGAAGGACACAACGCUUCCUGAUGCCGAGGGCUUUGGGCAAGACGAAGAUGCGAUUACCAAUUUCAAAGAUGUGUGCGGUGGGGAAUUGCUCGACGUGUCUACUGCCGCGAAGCGCAAGGCAGGCUCGUCGAACAAGCCGGAAGCGGAGGAGACGUUCGACAAGAACGAAUGGGCUGCACUCGUCGCAUCCAACGCGAUCCAGAAGAAGACUGUCGCUCAGUUGAAGGCGUUCCUGCACGCUCACGGUCUCGCAGCUGUCGGGCGGAAGGCCGAGCUGAUCGACGCCGUGAAGAGCUUCAUGGAGUAG